CGCCCCGUCCCCUCCCGGCGCGGCGCCCCGCCCCGCCCGCCGAGUCCGGGCUUGCCGUCCAGCGGCCCUGCUCUCGGGACCGCUGGCUCCGCUGGUCGAGAAAUGGACCAAUUUUGACAAGAUGUAGUGCUGCAGUGUGCCUGAUGGGAUAUGUUCAGUCAUGGCAUCCGAACUUUGUAAGACGAUCUCUGUGGCAAGGCUGGAAAAGCACAAGAAUUUGUUCUUAAAUUAUAGGAAUCUGCAGCAUUUCCCAUUGGAGUUACUAAAAGAUGAGGGACUACAGUACUUGGAGAGACUCUACAUGAAAAGGAACUCCCUUACAACCUUGCCAGAAAACCUUGCUCAGAAGCUUCCAAACCUUGUGGAACUGUAUCUUCACUCAAAUAACAUAGUUGUGGUUCCGGAAGCCAUUGGGUCCCUUGUAAAACUACAGUGUUUGGAUCUUAGUGACAAUGCCUUAGAAAUUGUUUGCCCAGAAAUUGGUCGUCUGAGAGCUUUACGUCAUCUUCGAUUAGCUAAUAACCAACUGCAAUUCCUACCUCCAGAGGUUGGCGAUUUGAAGGAGCUGCAGACACUAGACAUUUCUACCAAUCGUUUGCUAACUUUACCCGAGAGGCUUCACCUGUGCCUUUCUCUGCAGUACCUCACUGUGGACCGAAAUCGUCUAUGGUGUGUGCCGCGCCAUCUCUGCCAGCUGCCCAGCCUCAAUGAGCUCUCCAUGGCUGGAAACCGUCUUGCAUUUUUGCCGCUUGAUUUAGGUCGAUCUCGAGAACUACAGUAUGUGUACGUGGAUAACAACAUUCAUCUGAAAGGCUUGCCAUCCUAUCUGUACAACAAAGUCAUCGGGUGCAGUGGCUGUGGUGCUCCCAUUCAAGUUUCCGAGGUGAAGCUGCUUUCCUUUUCAUCAGGGCAACUAACAGUUUUCCUCCCGGCUGAGGUGAAGGCCAUAGGGACAGAGAAGGAUCACGUCCUGCCUCUGCAAGAGCUGGCCAUGAGGAGUCUGCAUCACACCUACCACAGUUUUCUAAAAGAUCUGGACUUUCUGUCUCCAAUCUCGUUACCCAGAAGUCUCCUGGAGCUGCUUCACUGCCCCUUGGGGCACUGUCACCGGUGUAGUGAGCCCAUGUUUACGAUUGUCUACCCCAAGCUAUUUCCGUUGAGAGAGACGCCAAUGGCAGGGCUGCACCAGGGGAGGACAACUGUGAGUUUUGUGGCUUACUGCUGCUCCACCCAGUGUCUGCAGACUUUUGACCUACUGAGUUGAUAAACACUCAAGAGCCUCAGGAGUGUUGCCAGCUUGACACUGCAGUUGCCUGCAUAUCGCACAGUGUGACAGAGGGACAGGAGAGUCCAGCCAGGCCCAACAGGCCCUUCCGUCCUGUCCUGUCACACUUGGGGACUGCAGGACUCUGGAAAUGUCAUGAUCGAGCUUCAGAGCUGAAAUGCCUUCACCCUUCCCCCAAGUUGGAAUAUAUCCUUCCCCAAAUUAA
Molecule: messenger RNA, 1490 nt
Organism: Physeter macrocephalus (sperm whale)
Lineage: Eukaryota; Metazoa; Chordata; Mammalia; Artiodactyla; Physeteridae
Gene: LRRC28
Product: leucine rich repeat containing 28
Exons: 10
Coding region: 161-1264 (367 amino acids)
Molecular function (GO): protein binding
Source: RefSeq, a predicted model, not a curated record